AAACUAAAAACCAUUCUUCUCUCUUUUCAUUUUUUUCAUUCUCUCUCUCUUCUCCAUCGUUUUCACACUUUUCUCGCCGCCCUUUAUCCUUAUCCGAUAAACCCAUCAAAACCCACAAAUAAAAACAGACUCUUUUGUUCUUUAAACAGAGAUCGAAAAUCCAGAGUCACCGGAAAACCUCACCGCCGGUUACUCUCAGGAUUAGUUGAUUUCGUUCGAUUAAAAUAUCAAAAGGAAGAAGAUGAAGUACGUGCUUGUAACAGGAGGUGUUGUGAGUGGAUUAGGGAAAGGAGUAACAGCAAGUAGUAUUGGUGUUCUUCUUAAAGCUUGUGGUCUUCGAGUUACUUCUAUCAAAAUCGAUCCUUAUCUAAACACUGAUGCUGGAACCAUGUCUCCAUUUGAGCAUGGUGAAGUUUUUGUCUUGGACGAUGGUGGUGAGGUGGAUCUUGAUCUUGGAAACUACGAAAGGUUUCUAGAUAUAAAAUUAACCAGAGACAAUAACAUCACUACUGGGAAAAUUUACCAGCAUGUUAUUGCUAAAGAGAGGAAAGGAGAUUAUUUGGGAAAGACUGUUCAGGUUGUUCCUCAUGUCACUGAUGCAAUUCAAGAUUGGAUUGAGAGAGUUGCGGUUAUUCCUGUUGAUGGAGAGGAGGGUCCUGCUGAUGUUUGUGUUAUUGAAUUAGGUGGAACUAUAGGUGAUAUUGAAUCCGCGCCUUUUAUUGAAGCGCUUGGCCAAUUCUCCUACCGUGUAGGCCCAGGGAAUUUCUGUCUGGUCCAUGUCAGCCUCGUGCCUGUGCUUAAUGUUGUUGGUGAACAGAAAACUAAGCCCACACAGCAUAGUGUCAAGGGGCUACGAGGCUUGGGCUUGACGCCGGAUAUCUUAGCUUGCAGGAGCACAAAGCCUCUUGAAGAUAAUGUGAAAGAAAAACUAGCUCAAUUUUGCCAUGUCCCGCUUCAGUAUAUCUUCACUCUCUAUGAUGUUCCCAACAUUUGGCAUAUUCCUUUGUUGCUAAAGGAUCAGAAAGCUCAUCUGGCAAUCUCAAAAGUGCUCAAUCUUGCUAGUAUUCUUAAUGAGCCUUCUCUAGGGGAAUGGACUUCCAGAGCUGAACUAUGUGACAAUUUACAUGUGCCGGUGAGAAUUGCUGUUGUGGGGAAAUAUACAGGCCUCUCUGAUGCUUAUCUAUCUGUCCUAAAGGCUCUCUUACAUGCUUCUGUGGCUUGUCGCAAAAAGCUCGUAGUUGAUUGGGUUCCAGCUUGUGAUCUCGAAAAAGAAACUGAGAAAGAGAAUCCAGAUGCGUAUAAAGCUGCUUGGAAGUUGCUAAAGGGUGUAGAUGGAGUUCUUGUCCCUGGAGGUUUUGGUGAUAGGGGAGUGGAAGGGAAGAUUCUUGCUGCAAAAUAUGCCCGUGAAAACAAAAUCCCUUUCCUCGGUAUUUGUCUCGGGAUGCAGAUUGCUGUCAUCGAGUUUGCACGAUCAGUUCUCAGCUUGCACGACGCAAACAGCACAGAAUUUAAACCCGAAACCAAACAUCCGUGCAUCAUUUUCAUGCCCGAGGGUUCGAGAACUCAUAUGGGAGGCACUAUGCGCUUAGGAUCAAGAAAAUCCUUCUUUAAUGUCAAAGACAGCAAAUCCGCAAAACUAUACGGAAACAAAAACUUUGUCGAUGAGAGGCAUCGUCACAGAUAUGAGGUGAAUCCUGAUAUGGUUGAACGCCUUGAAAAAGCCGGUCUCUCUUUCGCUGCAAAAGAUGAAACUGGCAAACGCAUGGAGAUCAUUGAACUCCCAAACCAUCCUUUCUUUAUCGGUGCUCAAUUCCACCCCGAGUUCAAAUCCAGACCCGGGAAAGCGUCUCCUCUGUUUUUAGGACUCAUUGCAGCAUCAUGUGGCGAGCUAGACACAGUCCUGCAUCCAGCCACUGCUCAUCAACAUCCGAUUAGUAACGGUCCAAAAAACGUUUACGUCAAUGGAACUCCCAAGAAAUCUCCCAAUGGUUUGGCUGAUGAAAUUGGAUCUCGGAUAAGUUUCCAUGUAAAAGCUGCAAAGCUAACUUAUGUUUUAGAAACAGCACAGCAAAAAACGCGAGAUGUACAAGUUGGAAGAACUUAUGGGGUUCGUCCAGAGGACGUCCAAGCUCCUCCGCAAGUUUACCGGAUUAUUCCUCCUCAAGUUAACCAAGAUCUUAACCAGGUUCCUCCUGAAGUUAACCAAGCUUACCGGGCUGUUCCUAUUCCUCAAGUUGUUCCUCGUGAAGUUAACCAGGUUCCUCCGCAAGUUAACCGGGUUAUUCCUCCUCGAGUUUACCAGCGGAGGAACCGUGCAGCAACUCCUGAAACUGAAUCAACUGCGAGUUCUUCUUUCAAUCCAAGACCUGAGAUCAUUGUAGUUGAAUACCCUGAUGAUACUGUUGCUGAAACUUCUCUGAAGAAUCAUCCUCCAGACAAGGAUAAGGACAAAGACACUAUUAUGGAACAACCUAGUAGUCCACGUCAUCGGAAGGUUGUUGCUAGAUGGUUACCGGAUGAAGCGCAGAGGCCGAUUAUCGAUGAAGCUCCGGUAUUCACCCCAUCGUUAGAGGAGUUUGAAGAUACACUUGCUUAUAUCGAAAAAAUACGUCCACUAGCAGAGCCGUUUGGUAUCUGUCGAAUCAUCCCACCAUCGACAUGGAAACCUCCUUGCCGGCUUAAGGAGAAGAGUAUAUGGGAGCAUACGAAGUUUCCCACCCGGAUUCAGAACGUGGACCUGCUUCAGAACCGCGAGCCGAUGACAAAGAAACCAAAGAGUAGAAAACGGAAAAGGAGAAGAAACUCGAGAAUGAGUUCGUCUAAGAGACGAUCUGGUUCUUCUCCCUCUGAAUCGACUUCAUCUCCCGAGACUGAGGAGAAAUUUGGUUUCAAUUCUGGUUCAGACUUCACUCUUGAGGAGUUUGAGAAAUAUGCUCUGCAUUUUAAAGACUCGUACUUCGAAAAGAAAGACUUUGGUGGAGAUAUAGUAAAAUGGAAACCGUCUGUGGAUGAAAUAGAAGGCGAAUACUGGCGGAUAGUUGAGCAACCAACAGAUGAAGUGGAGGUAUACUAUGGAGCUGACUUGGAGAAUGGGGUACUUGGAAGCGGGUUUUAUAAAAGAGCGGAAAAGUUAACCGGUGGCGAUAUGGAUCAGUACACAGUAUCUGGCUGGAACUUGAAUAACCUGCCGCGUCUCCCCGGCUCUGUCCUCUCUUUUGAAGAUUGUGAUAUCUCUGGAGUUCUAGUUCCUUGGCUCUAUGUAGGAAUGUGUUUUUCAUCAUUUUGUUGGCAUGUGGAGGACCAUCAUUUAUAUUCACUGAACUAUCAUCACUUUGGGGAGCCAAAAGUAUGGUAUGGUGUUCCAGGAAGCAAUGCAACCACUCUCGAGAAGGCGAUGAGAAAACAUUUACCUGAUCUGUUUGAAGAACAGCCUGAUCUACUUCAUGGCCUGGUUACUCAGUUUUCUCCUUCAAUCCUGAAAGAUGAGGGAGUCCAGGCUUACCGGGUGGUUCAGAAUUCAGGGGAGUUUGUAUUGACAUUCCCGAGGGCGUAUCAUGCAGGAUUCAACUGCGGUUUCAACUGUGCAGAAGCGGUUAAUGUGGCUCCUGUUGAUUGGUUGACUCAUGGACAGAACGCUGUGGAACUCUACAGUAAAGAGACAAGGAAGACUUCUCUGUCUCAUGACAAACUUCUUCUUGGAGCAGCUUAUGAAGCGGUUAAGGCCCUUUGGGAACUCUCAGCUUCUGUGGGAAAGGAAAAUACAACAAAUUUGAGAUGGAAAAGUUUCUGUGGGAAGAACGGGACACUUACCAACGCGAUCCAGGCUCGGUUACAAAUGGAAGAGGGAAGAAUUGCAGCUCUUGGUAGGGAUUCUUCGAGCUUGAUGAAGAUGGCGAAGGACUUUGAUUCAAACUGUGAAAGGGAAUGCUUCUCAUGCUUUUAUGAUUUGCAUCUCUCUGCUUCUGGUUGCAAGUGCUCUCCCGAAGAAUACGCGUGUCUCAAGCAUGCAGAUGAUCUUUGUUCAUGUGAUGAGAAGGAUAAAUCCAUCCUUCUCCGGUACACAAUGGAUGAGUUAAGCUCGUUGGUCAGAGCAUUGGAAGGGGAAUCAGAUGAUUUAAAGAUAUGGGCUUCCAAGGUCUUAGGCAUUGAACACAGUGAUGAAGAUCAGACAAAGACUAGUUCAGUUAUCAGUGAGGAGAAGAAGUUAAAAGAAGGUUCAGUUAUCAGUGAGGAGAAGAAGUUAAAAGAAGGUUCAGUUAUCAGUGAGGAGAAGAAGUUAAAGGAAGGUUCUUUUGAUCUGAACAUUGACUUAGAGUUGGAUUAUCAAGAAGACCUUAAAGAAGAAGUCAGCACUAGUGGCGGCGAGUUAACCGCCUCAGAGAACCUUGGUGUAUCGGUUGAGCCUAUAAACCUCGGGUUCUUGAUUUUUGGAAAGCUUUGGUGCAAUAAGCAUGCUAUAUUCCCAAAAGGAUUCAGGAGUCGUGUCAAGUUCUACAAUGUGCUUGAUCCAACAAGAAUGAGCAAUUACAUCUCCGAGGUUUUGGAUGCAGGACUCAUGGGUCCAUUGUUCAGGGUCACUCUGGAAGAAUCUCCAGACGAGAGCUUCUUCAAUGUCUCAGCCCAAGAAUGCUGGGAAAUGGUGUUGCAGAGAGUUAAAGAUACAUCCUCAAGUCUUGGUCUUCCUACAUUAUCGCAGUUUGAGGGUAUCAACGGUCUUCAAAUGUUUGGUUUCCUCUCGCCAUCUAUAGUUCAGGCCAUUGAAGCUCUUGACCCAAACCAUCGACUCGUUGAGUACUGGAACCACAAGAACCAAACUUCAUCAGACUCAAAAGAUCACUUCAUAUCAUCAAACUGUUCCGCAAGUUUAACCAAAGGAAAACUUUUCGGAGUAGAUUUGAUGUAAACAGCUCAAGAAGCCAACAAGACUGUACCAACUCCGAGACAACAACAACAACAACAGUGACAUAUCUUUUAGAUAGAUAGAAUAAAUUUCUUUCUGAUUC
Messenger RNA from Arabidopsis arenosa, 5003 nucleotides. Lineage: Eukaryota; Viridiplantae; Streptophyta; Magnoliopsida; Brassicales; Brassicaceae. The record is from the annotation of a GenBank genome assembly.